Lolium perenne is the source of this 1494-nucleotide messenger RNA. Its product is annotated as putative FBD-associated F-box protein At5g50270. Gene Ontology annotation, molecular function: protein binding. Lineage: Eukaryota; Viridiplantae; Streptophyta; Magnoliopsida; Poales; Poaceae. The record is from RefSeq and is a predicted model, not a curated record.
AUGCCGUCGGCGGCAUGCGUCGACGGCGCCGUCGAUUACAUCAGCGACCUCAGCGACGACCUUCUCCUCCACGUCCUCCGCUUGGUGUCUAAGGACGGUCGGGACGUGGUGUGCACCUCCGUGCUAUCGAGACGAUGGCGCAACCUGUGGACACGCGCCCCGGUGCUCCGUCUAGGGAACUGGAACCGCAAUGGCCAGAGCGCCAAGAAGAACAAUGCACAGUUCAACGACUUUGUGCAGAACGUGCUCGCACGGCGUGCUUACGGCGACACCGACAUCGAUACUCUCGAGCUGCGCGCCUGGCUCUGGCCGGGCAAGUCACGGGCGGAGUUGUGGCUCCGCCGCGCCAUGAGGCACACGGUGACAUCCUUGGUGUUCGAGCUGCCGGUGCCACGCCAACGGCGGAGGUGGAGGCGGAGGACGAAAUAUUCGGCGGAUAAGCUGCAGCCUCGGUUGAGCCUGCCUGGCAGCACGAGGCUGAAGACGAUGUCGCUGGAGCUAAACUCCGGCGUUCUCCUGCUCCCGCCGGCCGUCGAUUUCCACGCGCUGACGGAGCUGACUUUGCACACCAUAUGGUUCUCCGACGACGACGGCCCCCUCCUCGGCCACCUGCUGUCGUCGCCGUCGUGCUGCCCUAGGCUGCGGAAGCUGACUCUCUCGCACCUCCGCGGAUUGCACGACCUGCGGCUCCAUGGCGAAGCGCUCGAGACCCUGAAACUGGAUAGCCUCUGUGUUAGGAGGCUGGACGUUGACGCACCGCGGCUCUCGACCCUCGUAGUGGAGAAGUACUUCAUGCACCAAGAGCACAGCGAGCACACCAGCCUCACCGUCCAGGCGCCGGCUCUAGAGAAACUCGUUACCUCCCUCGCCCUCGGCUACAUCCAGCUCGAAAUCCAACAUUACACCAUCCAACUGAUGCAAGAAUGCCGGCCCAGCGACGCCCACGUCUUAUGCCUAUAUGUUCCAAAAGUGCUAACGAAAAGAGGGCAAGAUGAGGCAAUGACAGAGAUACCCCAGCUCCCCGGCGUCAGACAUUUGACCAUCAAGUUUUGCUCACACAACAGCCACUACCUGGGAGCAACAGUGAGUAGUCUCCUCGCGCGAUGCAGCAAUCUCGAAUACCUCCACAUAGACAACCUGAUUCACCUGUAUUCUGCUCGUUGCGAGGAGGGGUGUGGCGGUUGCGACCUCCCUGCGAGCUCGAAGGACAACGUCAUCUCGUUGGAGCACCUCCGCGAGGUGAAGUUGGGCGGCUUCUAUGCUCAAGAGUAUUGCUGCGUCGACAUGGUGGAACUGCUGCUCGCGAGCGCGCCAGCACUGGAGAGGAUGAUCGUGACCCCCAAGGCAUCUAGGGAAGGUUGGCGGUGCCCAAAUUUAGUGCUUAAGGAAUCGCCGGAGCAUAGCCUUCCGCGCGGAAGGGGGAAAUGGAUAGCCCACCGUGCUACUGACGAGGCGGCAAUGACGUUGGAGUAUGAGUGGACAUCACAGUUAUAG